AUGGCUGCCAAGACUCAUGCGUCUUCUCAAAACACUGAUACCUUAUUUUUCCCUCUCCCUCUACUCUUUCUUUCUUCCUUUCUUUCAACCACUCUUUUUCAUACUCUCGCCUUUUCUCCUUUUAUUCACUUUUAUUUUUUCUUAAUAGCAUUUCUCUUAAUAUUAUCACAGUCUACCUGUCUUUUCUCCUUUCUCACUUCCUCUUCCUUUCUUAGUAUUUUUCAUUUUAAUUUUCUUCAUAUUAUCAUAAUCUCUCUUUCUCUUUCUCUCUAUCUCGUUUUCUCUUCUUUUCUCAUUUAUCAUUCUUCUCUUUCCUCAAUUUAUUUUCGCAAUGUUAUCUUUCUUUCUUUCUUUCUUUCUUUGUCGCUCUUUCUCUCUAGCUUUUCUCCUUUUCCCGAUUUUAUUUUUCCUCAUAUUAGCAUAACCUCUCUCUUUUCACCUUCUCUCGCAUCUCGCUUUUUCUCCGUUUCGCAGAUAAUUUUUCAGUCUCAUUUUUCUCUCCUUAGCGCUCUCUCUCUCUCUCCCCAUCCCUACCUCCCUCUAUCUAUCUAUCUAUCUAUCUAUCUAUCUAUCUAUCUAUCUAUCUAUCUAUCUAUCUAUCUAUCUAUCUUGGAUUCUUUCUUUUUUAUUCAUAUUCUCUUUAUUGUUAUCUUAACCUUUCCCUCCCUUAAUUUCUCCUCCAAUAACCCCUCUCACUCUUUUAAUAUCUAUCUAUCUAUCUAUCUAUCUAUCUAUCUAUCUAUCUAUCUAUCUAUCUAUCUAUCUAUCUAUCUUGGAUUCUUUUCUUUUUUUUUUUCUUUUUCAGAAGUUUCAUAUUUUUCUCACAUUCAUAUUUUCCUUAAUAUUAUCUUAACCUUUCCCUCCCUUAAUUUCUCCUCCCAUAACCCCUCUCACUCUUUUAAUAUCUAUCUAUCUAUCUAUCUAUCUAUCUAUCUAUCUAUCUAUCUAUCUAUCUUGGAUUCUUUCUUUUUCUCAGUUUUAUUAUUUUUUCUUUUCAGAAGUCAUAUUUUUCCUAUUAUUUCGCCAUCUUUCUUUCUUUCCAUUCAGCAUUCAUAUUUUCCUUAA
Acanthosepion pharaonis is the source of this 1065-nucleotide messenger RNA. The record is from the annotation of a GenBank genome assembly. Lineage: Eukaryota; Metazoa; Mollusca; Cephalopoda; Sepiida; Sepiidae.